AUGGCGACCAAGACCAACGCGCCCCACCUUUCCUGCGCAAAGGUGGUGGUACUUUUUGCGCUGCUUGUGUAUCUGGCUGUGAACGAAGUCACGGCAGACUCGAUAUCUAAAGAGGACACGCGCUUCUUAGAUACUGUGAACUCGCUAACUAUGAUGCACAAAAAUGUUUCGGUCAAGCGACACUUGAAGGUGAAUGUGGACAUGCCGAUAAAUGGUCGUGCUGCUGACCCGUCUGAAGAAAGGGCUGCAUUGUUGGGUAUUCGUGAGUUUGGCACCAAAGUGAAAUCAAGUCUGUCACGUGUCAUCGAGGCUAUUCGAGUGAGAUGGUUGUGGUUAGUAGGGCGAAAACAUGAGGAUAUGUUAAUACGUCUUAAAUCUCGUUACGACCUGAAAGGCGAGGAACUAGUUAAAAAACGGGCCUAUUUCCAGUGGGUCGCUUUCGUUAAAUUCGUCUCAAAAUCUCCGGAAGAGGAAAUGUUCUCGACCUUGGCACGUCACUACAACGACGAUGAACUGAUCGAUAUCCUAGGCUUCACCGCUAAAAAGUAUGAUGCGAAGCUCAUGGGAUUAUUGGAUGCCAAGCGAUCUGGGAAUGAUGCGUUCAUGGAGUUGCAGCUUGACAAGGCAACGACAAAACUUUCCGAGAACCCUACCUUUUUCAGAUGGCUUGCUUUCCUUGCAGCAAAGGACCGGAACUUACUGGAACAAGAAAUGUUCUCUACCUUGGCACGUCACAAGACUCGUGAUGAACUGAUCGAUACUUUAGUCUUCGCGGCAAAGUAUGACACGGAGAUCAAGAAGUGCUUGGAUGCCGGGCUAUCUGUGCAAACCGCGUUCACGAGGAUGCAGCUCGAUAAAGCGACGACGAAACUUUCCGAAAACCCUGACUUUUUCAGAUGGAUCGCUUUCAUCGCUUUAACGGACAGGAAAUUACUGGAAUCUACAAUGAUAUGGACCGUGUCACGUCAUAAUACUGGUAAUCAACUGCUCGAUGCCAUAGCCUUUGCGGCUCAAUAUGAUCCAAAGCUCAUAAAGUUGCUAGAUCUCAAUAUCUCUGGGUAUGAUGCGUUUAGAGAGUUAGAGCUUCACGUCUCAACGACGAAACUUUCCGAAAACCCUGACUUUUUCAGAUGGCUCGCUUUCCUCGCAGCAAAGGACAGGAAAUCACUGGAACCACAAAUGUUCUCGACGUUGGUGCGUCAUUACCAUGGUGAUGAACUGGUUGAUGCUCUACACUUCGCCGCGAAGUAUGGUCCACAGCUCUCUAAGUGGUUAUUGGACCGAGAUGGGGAUGCUGUUUUUAUGGAGUUGCACCUCGACAAGGCAACUAUGAAGCCUUCCGAGAACCUUGACUUUUUGUGGUGGAUCGCUUUCCUCGCAGCGAAGGACAGGAACUUACUGAAAUCUGAUAUGAUAUGGACGGUGUCACGCCAUCUAUCUGGUGAUGAACUGGUCGAUGCUCUAGCCGUUGCGGCUCAUUAUGAUCCGGAGCUUCAGAGCUUGAUUUAUACUCAUCCCACAACGCCUUCGGACCUGGUCAAGCGUUUUGGUGCAACGGAAAAGGAAACUGUGUAUACGAAAAUGAUUGAGAUCUUGAAGCAAUUUUGUUCUACAGACAAAGAUCUGGACAAACUUCUAGCUGAGGGAUCAUACGCCGUGGGAGCGCAAUCUUUUUCUAUGACCAUGCUAUAUUCCCGUAUCUCACAGUGGCCAAAGAAGGGCAAGAAAGAUUGGACCAACAUAUUUAAAAUGCUGAAGCUUGACAAAAAAAUAGGACGUCCACUGUUUGAGCGACCUCAGCUGAAGCUUUUUGCAGAUUACAUGAAACCCUUGCCAAAGGAGAACAUGGAACAUCCCAGUGACUUCGAUAGGAACAUUUUUGAUACGGUAAAAACAGCUUACAACACCAAAGAGCUUCGCAAAUUGAUUGAUGAAUCAAAGUCCGACCCUUUCGGACUUGUAGCGACAAUAAGAAUCUUGCUAGAUGAACACGAGAAGUCUUCAUCGACAAGCACGAUGAAAAACUUGCUGGGAUUGAAGAAGCAAAACAAUAGUGGCGGUCGGUAG
Messenger RNA from Peronospora belbahrii, 2067 nucleotides. Lineage: Eukaryota; Oomycota; Peronosporomycetes; Peronosporales; Peronosporaceae. The record is from the annotation of a GenBank genome assembly.